This is a messenger RNA of Dromiciops gliroides (monito del monte), 351 nucleotides long. Its product is annotated as major urinary protein 5-like. Lineage: Eukaryota; Metazoa; Chordata; Mammalia; Microbiotheria; Microbiotheriidae. The transcript has 5 exons. The record is from RefSeq and is a predicted model, not a curated record. Gene Ontology annotation, molecular function: small molecule binding. Bases 1 to 351 code for a protein of 116 amino acids.
AUGGUCUCAAUGGCAGAACCUGGACUGUUUAUUGGAGAGUGGUUCAUUAUUGCAUUGGCCUCAAAUGUGACAUCUAAGAUUGAGGAAGGAGGUAGCUUGAAGAUUUUUAUAAAAAAUAUGAAUAAACAUGAUGAUGAUGGAAUUAAUGAUUUCUCUCUUCAAAGUAUGGACUCUAAAAAUGCUAUGUUUGUCUUGUAUAAUAUCAAUAAUAAGGAGGUGAUCGUUUGGGCAGAACUCUUUGGCUGGACUCCAGACCUGCCAGAUGAAAUAAAGAAGAAAUUUGAGGAAAUGUGUGAAAGAUUUGGAAUUAGGAAGGAUCAAAUUAGAGAUUUGUCCAAUGAUGAUCGAUGA